Molecule: messenger RNA, 2193 nt
Organism: Carlito syrichta (Philippine tarsier)
Lineage: Eukaryota; Metazoa; Chordata; Mammalia; Primates; Tarsiidae
Gene: ABCB10
Product: ATP binding cassette subfamily B member 10
Exons: 12
Coding region: 99-1829 (576 amino acids)
Biological process (GO): transmembrane transport
Cellular component (GO): membrane
Molecular function (GO): ATP hydrolysis activity; ATP binding; ABC-type oligopeptide transporter activity
Source: RefSeq, a predicted model, not a curated record
ACGAAGCUCCAAUGCCUCUCCCUGAGACCAGGCUCCUGAGAUUCUGCUCUGUCUGGCUACCCUAGGGCGUGGCUGCAGUCCACGGGCUCAGAAGCACCAUGAGCAUGAGCCUGUGCUUGUGUUUUCUAGCUGCUGUUGGGUUUCUGACCAUGUCCAGUGUCAUCACUAUGUCUGCCCCUUUCUUCCUUGGAAAGAUCAUCGAUGUCAUCUACACCAACCCCACUGUGGACUACAGCAGCCACCUGACCCGCCUCUGCUUCGGGCUCAGCGGCGUGUUUCUGUGUGGGGCCGUGGCCAAUGCCGUUCGCGUCUACCUCAUGCAGACUUCAGGUCAACGCAUUGUAAAUAGGCUGAGAACUUCACUGUUCUCCUCCCUUCUGAGGCAGGAGGUGGCUUUCUUUGACAAGACCCGCACAGGAGAGUUGAUCAAUCGCCUCUCCUCAGACACUGCACUCCUGGGGCGCUCAGUGACUGAAAACCUCUCGGACGGGCUCAGGGCCGGGGCCCAGGCCUCUGUAGGCAUCAGUAUGAUGUUUUUUGUCUCACCUAAUCUGGCCACCUUUGUUUUGAGUGUGGUGCCUCCAAUGUCCAUCAUUGCUGUGAUUUAUGGACGAUAUCUACGGAAACUGACCAAAGUCACACAGGAUUCCCUGGCACAAGCCACUCAGCUGGCUGAGGAGCGUAUCGGAAACAUGAGAACCGUUCGAGCUUUUGGAAAGGAGAUGAUUGAAAUCCAGAAGUACUCCGGCAAGGUGGACUCGGUGAUGCAGCUGGCUCAGAGGGAGGCGCUCGCUCGGGCUGGCUUUUUCGGAGCAACCGGACUCUCUGGGAACCUGAUUGUGCUGGCUGUCCUGUACAAAGGAGGGCUGUUGAUGGGCAGUGCCCACAUGACCAUGGGUGAACUUUCUUCCUUCCUCAUGUAUGCCUUCUGGGUUGGAGUAAGCAUUGGAGGCCUGAGCUCUUUCUACUCUGAGCUGAUGAAAGGACUGGGCGCCGGGGGGCGCCUCUGGGAGCUUCUGGAGAGAGAGCCCAAGCUGCCCUUUAGUGAGGGGGUCAUCUUAAAUGAGAAAAGCUUCCAGGGUGCUUUGGAGUUUAAGAACGUGCACUUUGCCUAUCCGGCUCGCCCGGAGAUGCCCAUAUUCCAGGAUUUCAGCCUUUCCAUCCCAUCGGGAUCUGUCACCGCACUGGUUGGCCCAAGUGGUUCUGGCAAGUCGACAGUGGUUUCGCUCCUCCUGAGGUUGUAUGACCCCCUUUCUGGAAUUAUCAGUCUUGAUGGCCAUGACCUCCGUCAGCUCAGUCCCGUCUGGCUGAGAUCCAAGAUCGGGACAGUAAGUCAGGAGCCUAUUUUGUUUUCCUCCUCUAUUGCCGAGAACAUUGCUUAUGGUGCGGACGACCCAUCCUCCGUGACAGCCGAGCAGGUGGCGAGAGUGGCUGACGUGGCCAAUGCACUGGCUUUCAUCCAGAACUUCCCUCAGGGCUUCAACACUGUGGUUGGAGAGAAGGGAGUGCUCCUCUCAGGUGGGCAGAAACAGCGGAUUGCAAUUGCCCGUGCUCUGCUUAAGAAUCCCAAAAUUCUUCUCCUAGAUGAAGCAACCAGUGCCCUGGAUGCCGAAAACGAGCGCCUCGUGCAAGAAGCUCUGGACCGACUGAUGGAAGGAAGAACAGUCCUGGUCAUUGCCCAUCGCCUGUCCACCGUCAGGGACGCUGACACCAUUGCUGUCCUUGACCAGGGGAGAGUGGCGGAGUACGGGAAACACGAGGAACUGCUGUGCAGGCCGGACGGGCUAUAUAGAAAGCUAAUGACCAAGCAGAGUCUUAUGUUGGCGUAAAGAAGUGAUUACUGGUAAAUUGACUGAGAGAGACCUUAAAGCAUUUUGGGGGGGGAAAAGCUUAAGAGUGUGUGAAAUCUGUAAAUCUUACAUUUAUAUGAAAUAUGCCUAUUUUUUUCCGAAGUGUGUAAAAUACUGUUUUGAAAUGUACUUGUUCUUCAGAGCUUUAUAUUCAGAGUUUUAAUAAUUAUAACUUUAUGUCUAGCGCCGAAGUUAUUUUCAGGUCUUAUACUUUUAUCUUGGAAUAUUUUAAUUAAUACAUGUCACCUUGUUUUCAUUUGCCUGCUGUUGAAGAUUGAGGCUAUUGUCAAAUGACAACUUUUAAAAGGGAAUUAUAAAUUAAAAGCCUCAUUAUUUUAGGCCA